This is a messenger RNA of Camelina sativa (false flax), 411 nucleotides long. Lineage: Eukaryota; Viridiplantae; Streptophyta; Magnoliopsida; Brassicales; Brassicaceae. The record is from RefSeq and is a predicted model, not a curated record.
AUGUCGACAUCUUCUGGUGAAACCAUUGCCGUGUCCGACUCCCAAAAUCUUCUUACCAUCAACAUGACAAAUGUCACAAAGCUUACAGGCACCAACUUCUUGAUGUGGAGUCAUCAAGUCCGUGCCCUCCUUGAUGGUUACGAUCUUACCGGAUAUCUCGACAACACAGUCGAGGUUCCCUCGCUCACACGCACCGUUGCUGGUGUUACGUCUGACAAUCCCGACUACAAGAUCUGGAAACGUCAAGACCGUAUCAUUUACAGCGCUCUCCUAGGCGCCAUUGCCGUGUCUGUUCAGCCACUUCUCUCCACCACCACGACGUCUGCUGAGAUCUGGAGUACACUCUCCUCAAUCUAUGCGGCUUCGAGUCGUGCACAUGUCCAACAAUUGAAGCAACAGAUCCAAGUUUAA